Molecule: messenger RNA, 207 nt
Organism: Cooperia oncophora
Lineage: Eukaryota; Metazoa; Nematoda; Chromadorea; Rhabditida; Trichostrongylidae
Source: the annotation of a GenBank genome assembly
AUGGUGUCUGUGGAUGUGAGCAAGUUUGAUCAAGGGCAUAAUCAAGACUCACGUCAACCCUCAACAAUGGAAAGAAUCAGCGACUUUUUCAACAUACCAAGACGGCGAACUACAGUGUAUCCAGUUUCUCAGGGCACUGUACAUUUGGUGAAUUACGGUAACUCCAAGAAGCGACCAUCUCUGAAUCAACAAUUCGGUAAGUCCUAG